CCGAAAGAGGUUUCCCAUAUUUAUUAGCCUUAAGUAUUUCAGUGGAUGGUUAUGGUGAUGUGUAGUCUCAGAUUUGUAUGACGUUUGAGAAUAUUGUUCGUUUCGGGCAAGCUCUUUAGUUAUUUAGUAUCUUAAUGAACAUUUGUUUGUAAAAAGGAGACGCACAGAUAAAGCUUCCUGUAUUGCAGACUUUGUUGGUUGUGACAAAAUGAGAAAAUCAAAAGAAGUUAAAGUUUCCAGUGAGAAAGAAAAAGGUUCAGUUCCCCACGAGAAACAAGGGAUACAUGUUCGCUCAGAAGGAACUCUUAGUGUGGUUUCCAGUCAUGCACAUCAUUCAUGUCAAAAAGAAUAUAAAACAGGGUACAAAAGGACAUUGGUUUCAAAUAAAGUUUUAUGUGAUGAAAAUGAAUGUUUAUCAUCCAUUUCUUACGAACCUGUGUUUGAUUCAGGAUACAGCUCUACAAGUUUUCAGUCAUCAAGUAGCAUUUUACAAGGUGACAAUACUUUUUUUGAUAGUGGAAUGUCAAUUGGCACUUCAGAACUAAGUUUACAUUUUCCAGAUCAUGAAUAUUUUAUUGACUCUGAUUUCAAAAAAGAGUCUGGAACUAAGUGUGAAGAUGUAGAUGUUUGUACAAAAUUUGAUAGUGGUUUAGGAAUUGAAUUAGUUUCUGAUGUGGAUAAUGCCCUUUAUUCAAGAGAAAAAACUACUUUGACACCCCAUUUAUCAGAAACUGUGGUUGAAGAUUUCCAGUGGCAAAGUGCAUUUCAACAAGACCAAGAUGGAGACACGUUAUUACAUUUGGCUAUAGUUCAAGAAACAGUUGAAAUAAGUUUUGCACUCAUUCGUUUUGCAAUGCAUCCAGAUAUGUUAGAUAUUUUCAAUCAUUUAUCCCAGACACCACUACAUCUAGCUGUUCUCACUGGUCAGUAUAGAGUAGUGAGGAGGUUAAUUGUGGCAGGAGCAACAGUGGACAUGAGGGAUCGUCAUGGAAACACGGCAUUUCAUAUAGCAUGUGAACGAGGAGAUAUGGAAUGUCUCAGAGCAUUAACUACACCCGUUACAGAAAAUGAGGUCAUUGAAGCGAACUUACAGUAUCCAGUUGAUUUGCAGUACUUAACUCCAGACUUUUUAGAACAUCGAAACUAUGAAGGUCAAACCUGCCUACAUCUAGCAGUGCAACAAGGUCAUAUGGAUGUGAUUAGAUAUCUUGUUCAGUGUGAUGCAGAUGUGAAUGGGAAAGAAGGAAAAAGUGGAAGGACAUCUUUACAUUUGGCUGUCGAAGCCCAGAGAGAUGAUCUAGUCCAGUUCCUUCUGAAUACAUGCCAUGCUGAUGUCAAUAUCCAAAACUAUGCUGGUCACUCUCCACUACAUGUAGCUUGGAGCAUGUAUCAACUAGCACCUACAUGUUCUAAACUGAAAAACACUGUUAUUAUUUUGAAAAACCAUGGUGGAGAGCCAAGAAGACCUCCUGAAAGUGAUAUUGACUCUGACAGUGAUUCCUCUGGAGAUGAAGUGAGAGCAGUUUAAUUCUGCUCUUAGAAUGCUUGUAUUUAAUUGUUGGUGCAUUUCUAUGUUGUACUGCCAUAAUGCAGCUUUGUGUUGAUAGUAAUGGAGAUUUGCUUUUCUUGUUAUAAAAACUGUGACCUUCAGAGUUCUUAAUGGUGUGCAGAAACAUAAUGUUCAUUCCUCUCCACAACUACAAAAAUGAACUUCUAAAUGACUAUAUAUAUGCUUGUGACAUGGAUUUCAUGUAUCUGUAGAUGAUCUCUUGUACGAACAAUUAAAAAAAAAGGGGUCAAUACAUCUUAAGUGUAGGAGAAACAUCCAACAAAUACACAGAAAUGAUGAAUUCUACUAGAUUAUAUAUAUAGACUUUUCAGUGUCUGUGUGGUUUAUCAUUUGUCUUCUUGUUGAGCUUUUCUCAUUUGAUUUUCAUAGUUAUUUCAGGUUUGUAAAAGUUUUUGUUCUAAGGAAAUAAGAUAUUUCUCUAUAUAAGGAAUGCUACUUUGGGUAUUUAAUUUACAUGACAUUGUUUAUUUAACGAGCUUUAAUACAAUUUUUAUCUCGUGUGUCAGUGUGUGAGCAUGCAAUGAAGUUAGGUUUUUUCAGCAUAUCCCAGUUUAGAAAUCUCGGAUGUCUAUUGUAAUUGCUUUUGUUUUGUAUAUGAAUUUCUUUGAUUUAUAAAUUAUUUGAAGAAUUUAGUAAGCCUGAAAUAUUAUUUGAAUAUCUAUCGUUUUAUUGAAAGUAGUAAAAAUGUAGACUGAAAAAAAAGCUAGUUUUAAUAAAGCAGUUGUGUAAAAAUGAAAUGCCAAAUUUGAAGACAUCUUUAAUUUGUUGUAGUAAAAUUCAAAUAGUGGAUUGUUGUGUUGUAAGUAUUUGCAUAUGUGUUUGUGUGUGCUGUUAAUUCUUAAAUGUGUCACUUUAUUUGAUGUGGAGUAGAAUGCUUAAUUAUCUAUGAAAAUAGAUGACGUUUUUAAGUAGAGUAAGUAUUUCUACCAUACAUACAAAUAACUGAAUUAUGAGAUAUCUUCAGAUAUAUAUAUAGAUCUAAUUGUUAAUAGGACAGAUAAAAUAAUUCAUAACUAAAUCUGCUUGUAUUUUUACUAGUUAUGCACAUUUGAAUAAGAGUACAAAGUCUGUUAAUGGCAUGAUAGGAAUUUCAACUAUAACUAUCAAUCACAGUACAUAAUCAUCAGAUAAACAAAGUGUACUUGGAAAAAGUUGUAAAAUAGAUAUGUAAAUUAUGUUAGGAGUAACAAUGUCAGAAAUUAAUAUUUACUUAGAAGUAUCUUUUAAACCAUGAUACAGAAAAUUUUAAUUUGUUUACUAGAUUGAAAGCAUUAGGCACAAGCAAACAAGCUUAUACUUUGAGUUCUGUUCAUAUUCAUAGCAUAUUAGUGUUAAGAUUUCUCUUUGACAAGUAACAUUUUCAACUCUACAAUAACAAAUUUUGAAAAUUAAAUCCACUAGUAUUUUUUUUCUUGAAAAAACUAACCACCAUUCUUGUAGUUCAUGAUGCUUAUUAUUAUUUUUGUUGUUGUUGUUUUUCUCUUAAAACCCUUUAAAUAUUUAAUUUUGAAAAAAUAGUGUUCAUCCAAGGGUAGAUUGUGGUUAUCAGAAGUUGAGUGAAAGUGAAGAAGUUUUAAAAAUCUUUAAAUUAUCAGAUUAACACUAAAGUGUAAUUAGAAUUUUUAUAGAUAUUUCGGUAAGACUUUUUUCAGUUUCUAUAAAGUGUAGAAGACCUUUGAAGACACAGUUUUGACAGUAUGUACAUAACUAGCUGCACAGUGUACAUAGUGUAAUAAAUAUUAAAUCUAAUAAACUCUGGAGGAGUGUUCAAUUAUUUUUUUCAGUUUAAAUUGUAUUCAGAUUAGUUUUGUACAAGUUUCAUGUUCUGAGGAACUAGAUGUGAAUGUUCUGACUCUUUAAGUUUCAGGUUUGGUGCAGAAAGCUUGCCUAACCAUUGGGUUGGUUGUAGUUGUUGAAACUAACAAUUAUAAAAGAAAACAUUAGGCAUACCAAUCAAAGUAACAGAACCACCAAAGUUUCUUUUUGUAACUGUACCUUACAACAUUUUAAUUUUUUUAUGUAUUUAGUUCUUUAUUGUUGAUACAACAUGGCAUGCAAAAUGUCAAGUUCUAUUUGCUGAAUAUUAAAUAGUUGAGUUUCAUGUUUUAGUAUUUAAAUGUUGGACGUUAACAGGGCUAAUUUUGUAACUAAGUACUGUCUAUGCUAUCUGUCAUCCUCAUGAAUAAAAUAU
Molecule: messenger RNA, 3761 nt
Organism: Limulus polyphemus (Atlantic horseshoe crab)
Lineage: Eukaryota; Metazoa; Arthropoda; Merostomata; Xiphosura; Limulidae
Product: NF-kappa-B inhibitor cactus-like
Exons: 6
Coding region: 209-1528 (439 amino acids)
Molecular function (GO): protein binding
Source: RefSeq, a predicted model, not a curated record